GGGUCUUUGUUGAAUUAAAUGCACUCGGAUCUGGCCGGAACGUGAUGAAAAGUAAGUGGGCGGAGUUGCCCUCAAACGCGUCAUUACGGUAGUACAUCCCUCGCUAGCUUAGCGGGUGAGAGAGCCACCAUGUUCCCCUCGAUUUCGGCUCAAAAACACCCUUCGCUGAUAUGUUAUCUCCUCCUAACCGUGUGCCUCGCGUCCUUGCCGGCUACCGGGGCCAAGAAGGACAGCCUCCGGGAAGUCACCGACGGCAACUGGGAGGACAUCUUGACCGGAGAGUGGAUGAUUGAAUUCUACGCGCCAUGGUGUCCGGCCUGCCAGCAGCUACAACCGGUGUGGAAUGAGUUUGCUGAGUGGGGGGAGGACAUGGGCGUCAACAUAGCCAAGGUGGAUGUGACGGAGCAACCAGGUCUUAGCGGGAGAUUCAUCAUUACGUCACUUCCGACCAUUUACCAUUGCAAGGACGGUGUCUUCCGCAAGUACCAGGGCGCACGCACCAAAGACGAGUUCCUCAGCUUCGUGGACGAGAAGAAGUGGAUUGCGGUGGAGCCGGUCUCAUCUUGGUUCGCGCCCUCGUCUUUUCUAAUGAACUCCAUGUCUGCUCUCUUCAAGCUCUCCAUGUUCAUCCGGCGUUGCCAUAACUACAUGACAGAGCAACUGGGCAUUCCCGUGUGGGGCUCGUACGUCAUCUUCGGCCUGGCCACGCUCUUCUCCGGACUCGCUCUCGGACUGCUGCUGGUGUUCAUCGCUGACUUUGUCUUCCCGUCACGGCGAUUGUCCUCACCAGACUACUACCAGAAGAAACAAACGGCGGACCAGGUCCGGCUCCUCCAACAGCAGCAGGAGGAGGAGGAGCACGAGGCAGAUGGCGAAGAGGACGACGACGAAGAGGAGGAGGAAGACGACGAGGCGUGGAGGACGCGGCAACCCCGCAGGGCCUCCCCCGAGGGCCGGCACGAGCCCAAAGGACAGGCUGUGAGGAAGAGGGUGGUGGCCAGACGCAAAGAGGAGGAUGAGGAGGAGGAUGAGGAGGAGGAGGAAGAAGACACCUAGAGAGAUGGGAUGGAGCGUCACAUCAUCUCUUGUUGAGUGGGAGGAACCUCCCACUUCUAACCACGUUUACAACGCGCCUGUCUUCCUCUUCCUCUUUGGGCCCCAUGGCGGCUUCACCUGGGAACAAAACUUGAGAGUUGGGAGGUUUGUGGAGCUGUUGCGAGUUUGCGGUGUACUUUUUUCAGCUAUGCAUUUAGUUUUUUAUUUUAUUUUAUUUUAUUUUUUUAAUGUUUCAUUUUGUGUACGUAAACGUCAUAUGUCCCUGUAAUAGUGUUUAAUGGCCCAUAAGUGCAAUGCUCCCCCCCCCCCCUUCCCAUCCCUGGUUAGGGUUGCAAAAUUCUGGGAAUUUUUUUAAAGUUGAAAGGUUUUCAUGGAAAGUAUAGGAAAUUUAUGAAAAUAAAGGGGAAGAAAAUUUAUUUUUUAGCGACGCGAGGCGCUAGCCACCACCCAGCUCGAGAGCUAACGGACUUGGGCCUAGUAGUAAUAACUAACUUGCAGUUGCGCCACAUAUCCACUGAUGCAAAUGAUGGCGCUACAGUGGAAAUGAUCUGGAUAUUUAACAGCAAUUUUCCACCCCUUUGCAACCUUAGCUGAUGCACAUUUUAUUUUACAAUAAUCUCACAGCACACCAUCAGACAAAAAUGUCACAAACAGUAUAUACAAGUUCAUCUCAAUAAAUUAGAAUAGUGUCAAAAUCAUUUUGGUAGUUCACUUCCAAAAGUGAAACUCAUUAUAUAGAGAGACAGACACACUCGAGUGAAAUAUUUCAUGUUUUUUUUUAACUCCAUAAUUUUAAUGAUUAUAUCUUACAGCAAAUGAAAAGCCAACAUUCACCAUCUCUAGAAACCAGAAUAUUAUGUAUAUAAAAAAAAAAACCUGAAAAUGAUUUUUUAAUGCACAAUUUUAAAAAGUAUUUUCCCAAGUGUUUAAUGAAUCUAUAUAAUGUAUGAGUACCGAAUAAAUGGAUUUUUCUACCA
Messenger RNA from Phyllopteryx taeniolatus (common seadragon), 2033 nucleotides. It is a transcript of the gene tmx1, whose product is annotated as thioredoxin-related transmembrane protein 1. NCBI's taxonomy places the organism in Eukaryota, Metazoa, Chordata, Actinopteri, Syngnathiformes, Syngnathidae. The record is from RefSeq and is a predicted model, not a curated record. The transcript has 8 exons. The coding region runs from base 130 to 1056 and encodes 308 amino acids.